This is a messenger RNA of Pocillopora meandrina, 888 nucleotides long. Lineage: Eukaryota; Metazoa; Cnidaria; Anthozoa; Scleractinia; Pocilloporidae. The record is from the annotation of a GenBank genome assembly.
AUAGGAAGCCACUGCUCAUCCAACCCUUGUCCAGACUACAGCACGUGUCAAGAGGAAUUCGACUCUUACAAAUGCACAUGUCCUGUAGGUUACGUUGGUAAACACUGCGUGCGCGUAUGUUCUCUUAAGCCAUGCCGACAUGGCAAAUGUGAAAGUACAAACCAUGGAAAGGGAUUCCGAUGUGUUUGUCCUCAACAGUACACUGGUAAGUGGAUUUUUUUUUUCAUUUUUUAUCUUAUUUUAUUUUUUUUUUCAUUUAAAUUUAUUCCCUAUUGGACAUUUGUGGGUACUAUUUUAAUGCAAACAAAGUUGUUAUAAAUGAAAUAAAUGAGUAAAUAAAUAGCAAAUAAUACAUGGGCGCGCGUAGAUAUGGAAUUUCCCUUCGAGAGUUUAAUUCGAUAGCUCACGAUUUUGGUGUUUGAGGACAGUCUCGAAGGAUCUUUUACACUAGGGUCAAAUGUGAGAGAUGUUUAAAUCUCAAUAAUCUCUACAGCGAAACCAUGACGACGUUCGAUCGAUAUGCAAAUUCCUAGCUGUGUUAAAAGGCACCACUAAUGCACGAGUAAUGCAAAGCCGCAAAAUCACUCCAGGGCGAGUAAACAUAUAAAAAAAUCUUAAUGAUUUGCGGGCGAACUGUUACUGGUGAUUAGGCGCGAACUUGCUGUGGGGCGAAUUCACCAGUUAACGAUAUGCAACGCAAAUCUCUCACUGUUGAACUUAAGAUUCACUUAAAUUUAGAGUUUUAAUGUUUUGUAUAAUUUCUUAAGGGAAUUUUGUGAGGUCCGCAUGGAGGUACCCUGUCGAGAUAAGUACUUUGGUGCUUCAAGUAUAGGCGUCUGUGGUCCGUGUAAAUGUGAAGUGGGGAAUGAAUCUGAGUUCAGUUUGUAA